This is a messenger RNA of Nylanderia fulva, 3216 nucleotides long. RefSeq lists its product as uncharacterized. Lineage: Eukaryota; Metazoa; Arthropoda; Insecta; Hymenoptera; Formicidae. Gene Ontology annotation, biological process: DNA integration. The record is from RefSeq and is a predicted model, not a curated record. Gene Ontology annotation, molecular function: nucleic acid binding.
AUGGUGAGGCUGCCCUUCUCAUCGCCGCCGACGACUCUUCAGGAUACUCGCCGCCCAGCGGAGCACCUACUGAAAGCCAUGGAGACCAAGGGCAGCCGAGAUCUUCGAUUUGGCGACCUCUAUCACGGCUUCAUGCAGGAAUACGAGGACCUGCAACACAUGAAGAAAGUAAAUACCUCAACAACAACGGAGAAUUUCAGAUGCUACUUACCGCAUCACGGGGUCCUGAAGGAAUCGAGCACGACGACAAAGCUCCGAGUCGUGUUCAACGGCUCUCAGCGCACACGGGCCGGUACUUCGCUCAACUCGCAGCUGCUGACUGGGGCAAACCUUCUGCCAGCGCUCACCGACGUGUUGCUGCGAUGGCGUUGGCACCGGUACGUCUUCGUCACCGACAUCGAGAAGAUGUACCGCCAAAUCCUCGUACAUCCUGAGGACUGCCGUCUCCAAACAAUCUUGUGGCGUCACAACAAGACGGACGAGAUCGGAGAGUACGAGCUGCAGACGGUGACCUACGGCAUGGCGUGUGCACCGUUCCUGGCCAUCCGAACUCUGCAACAACUUUGUGCGGACGAGGGAGCGCAGUUUCCUCAAGGUGCCACAGUACUUCGGCUUGAUUGCUACGUCGACGACGUGGUCACCGGCGCGGACAACCUCGACGAUGCCGUCAACCUCCAGACGGAGCUGCGCAACCUCUGCAUGGCGGGCGGAUUUCCACUGAGGAAGUGGGCCUCGAACCAUCCAGAGGUCCUCACAGGAGUCCCACAGGAGCAUCGGCUGCAGCAAGGACCACAUUCCUGGGAAGGAGAGAGCCAUUCGACAUUGGGCCUGCGAUGGCGUCCUCAAGAUGACCGGUUUGCCUUCGCAAUACAUCCUCGGCCAGUCAGCAAAUUCACGAAGCGACGAGUCCUCUCCGAAACUGCACGCCUAUUCGACCCGAUGGGCUGGCUCGCGCCUGUCGUCAUUCGGGCGAAGAUCCUAAUCCAAAGCACCUGGCUUCAGCAACUUGAUUGGGACGCUCCACUGCCGGCCAAGGAUGCUCGACAUUGGCAACAGCUGUUGGAUCAGUUGCCGCUGCUCAGGCACAUACGCGUGAAUCGCUGGCUCAGCACCGACAACGAUCACUCGAGGUUGCAGCUCCACGGUUUUGCUGAUGCUUCCGAACGAGGAUACGCCGCAGUAGUCUACCUCCGCACCACUGAAAGGGGAAAACCGUCAAUUAAUCUACUCAUGGCGAAAUCCAAGGUCGCACCCGUCAAGCAGGUUUCGUUGCCGCGACUUGAGUUGUGCGCUGCUAGCCUACUCACCACGCUCACGCUGCAUGUCCGCGACAUUCUCGGCUUGGCAACUACUCCAGUAUAUCUGUGGUCCGAUUCCCAGGUCACGCUUCAUUGGAUCCAGGGACACGCCACUCGCUGGAAAACUUUCGUCGCCAACCGGGUAGCUCAUAUCCAGACACAGCUCCCGGACGCUCGAUGGAGACACGUAGCCGGGAAGAAUAAUCCUGCAGACUGCGCAUCGAGAGGAAUUACUCCUGGAGAAUUAAUCAACCACGCAUUAUGGUGGACUGGACCUACCUGGUUGGCACUGGACGAGACAGCAUGGCCCAGCUCAGAGGUCCACAUCGCAGAGGAUGACCUUCCUGAACAGCGCACCACCAGCCUGAUGACCAAGGGCUCCGUCGUCGUCGAACCGGACAUCCUUCUUCGGUUCUCUGCGCUUCAUCGGCUGCUACGCGUUACGGCUUGGUGUCGUCGAUGGCUCAACGUGGCGAGCCGGGAGGUCACACCUGGUUGUCCACUACACCCCGACGAGCUGGACGCCGCCCUACUCCAGUGGCUUCGAGUAGUACAGGCGCUCCACUUCCCGGACGAGAUAGCUGCUGCCACCGCAGGACGCUCCGGCCCACCACGCAGUUCACUGAUCAAGCUGAAUCCGUUCAUCGACGACCAAGGUGUACUGCGCGUUGGAGGACGUCUCAAACACGCACUGCUGCCCUACGACGAGAAGCACCCGGUGAUCAUACCGCCGGCCUCCUGGAUGACGCGACUGCUGAUCGAGUCCUGCCAUCGUCGCUCUCUGCACGGCGGCGUCCAGAUGACACUCGGUCUGCUUCGCCUUCGAUUCUGGGUACCACGCGGAAGGACCGUCGUCAAGCAGCAACUGCAUCGGUGCGUCACUUGCACUCGCUGGCGCGCUGCCACGCCACAGCCUCCAAUGGGCCACCUUCCUCGGGACCGAGUGACGCCAACUCGACCUUUCUUGAGCACUGGACUGGACUACGCGGGACCAAUUUCCAUCCGGACCAGCAAAGGACGCGGACACCGCUCACAGAAAGGAUACAUCGCGGUCUUCGUCUGCUUUUGGUCGAAGGCCAUCCACCUCGAGGUCGUCUCGGAUUACAGCUCCGAGGCCUUCAUCGCCGCCUUACGCCGCUUCGUCUCUCGCAGAGGACUGUGUACGGACGUCUACAGCGACUGCGGCACAACAUUCGUUGGCGCCGAUCGCACCCUGCGGGAGCUCUUCAAGGCGUCGACCUCCGAGGGCCUUCACAUCGCCCGCGCCGCCAACACUCAAGGGAUCCGCUGGCAUUUUAAUCCGCCAGCGGCCCCUCACUUCGGUGGUCUUUGGGAGGCUGCCGUGAAAUCCACGAAAUUUCACCUCCGCCGAGUAAUCGGCGACACCACGCUCACUUUUGAGGAGCUUAGCACACUCCUCACACAAAUCGAGGCGUGUCUUAAUUCUCGUCCGUUGCAGGCUCUGUCAGACGAUCCAGACGACACUUCAGCACUCACUCCAGGGCACUUCAUCAUCGGCGCGCCUCUAUUAGCUAUACCUGAGCCGUCACGGAUCGGACAAUCAUCAUCCACGCUGUCACGCUGGCAUCACCUGCAGCUGAUGCGAGACCAUUUUUGGCAGCGGUGGUCGGCUGAGUACGUGCACGGGCUCAACCCCCGCACCAAAUGGGUCAAGGCCGAGGCCGCACCUCACGUCGGGGACCUUUGCAUCAUCCGCUCGGAGCUCACCCCUCCGACUCGAUGGCCUCUUGCAAGGAUCACGAGACUGCAUCCCGGGGACGACGGUGUCGUCCGCGUGGUCUCAGUACGCACCGCCACAUCCGAAUUCGUACGCCCGAUCGUUAAAUUGGUCAUGCUCCCGGGCGCGGAUCGUAUUCCGGACACGAAUAACGCGGACACGCCGUCCGCCGGCACGUAA